CAAAGCCACAAAUAAUAACGUCCUGCCCCCCCACUCACGACCAGAUCCAGGACUUCCCUUGGGAUUCUUCUGACUCGGGAUACGAACAGAACCUCGCAGCGGCUCUAGCGGACCGAGCGUGGCAGUGGUCAUUCCUGCGUGGCGGAGUCUGGGAUAUAAGUCGCGUUGAUCCUCUGGCACUUCCUCCCUGGACCUGGCAAAAGACCUGGGAAAAGGAUCAAGCCUUACCGUCCGAUCCAGCGUGCUAGGCCCUAUGGGAUGAACUGAAACUAAUCGGUGGACCCCCCGGAUUCAAUGGGUCCAAAUUCGUUCCGUAUUGUCAUUUCACCUUACUCCAGCCAGCCUAGUUCCCUUUCACGAUCAGGGGGAAAGCUCUUUUCGCUUUGAUAUAAUAAACCCGGGGCGCUUCUCCCUUUUCCUCGUCAUCCCUCGACCUGCCAGCUUCACGACCCUCUGGACCUUGAAUCAUGGCGACCUCCGCGUCGCAGUCCCAGCCCGACCUGGGCAAGCCCCAGUUCGCCUCGCACUCAUGGCUCGAGCCGAUUAUUGUCGUGAGCAUCAUGAUUGGCUCGCUGGUCAUGAACCGUCGUCGAAACUACAGCGUCCUGCGAUCGAGGAAGACGUCGCGCCUGAACGAUCCCUACGCCGACGAUGAUGGGUAUUCGGAGCCCAGUCCGUAUGCGAAAACCCAGACGGUGUGCGGCAUCACCGUCGACACCCCCGACUCCUCGCGCUGGGCCCACCACGUCCACAGCCGUCUGCUGCAGAAAUUCCCCUUCCUCGUCGAGAUGUUCUACUGGGCCGUCAACUACCUCUUCUACUCCGUCACCAAGGCCACCUCGCAGUGGCUGUCGCCCGCCCAGAUCGGCGUCGUCCAGGUCGCCCAGAACCACGGCGUCAGCAUCCUCGAGUUCGAGCACAAGUCCUUCUUCAGCUUCUUCUUCUCCAUCGAGGAGGCCGACUUCCAGCACUACUUUGUCGAGUACCACCCGGCCUUCAUGACCUUCUUCAACCGCAUCUACUCGCUCGUGCACAUCCCGGGGACGGUGCUAUUCCUUUCCUGGUACUACUACGCCGCCGAGGACCAUAACACCUUCGCCGUCGCCCGCCGCACCAUGACCCUCGGCAACCUCGCCGCCUUCAUGAUCUUCUGCGUCUACCCCUGCAUGCCGCCGCGCCUGCUGCCCGAGUCCUACCGAUUCUUCGACACCGUGCGCCAGGAGCACGCCGAGAGCGUCUGGGUCGGCGGCAAGUCCAUCAACCAGUUCGCCGCCAUGCCCAGUCUGCACUUCACCUACGCCUUCGUCAUCGGAUGCACCUUCCUCUACCACUCCGGCUUCCUGCAGCGCUUCUCCGGCCGGCCCACGCGCCGCUCCACCCUCAAGCAGAUCAUGUACAUCUCCCUCGCCGUCGUCUACCCGCUGCUCGUCCUCAGCGUCAUCGUCGCCACCGCAAACCACUACUGGCUCGACGCCGUCGUCGCCAUCUUCACCGUCUCUCUGUGCUUCCUGGGCAACCGCGUCCUGUGUCUGCUGCUGCCCGUCGAAUACUGCAUCUGCUGGGCCUUGCGUCUGGCCAAACCCGUCCCCACGACCGGGGACCGCACCCUGAGUCGAUACGCCGCCCGACGCGAUGAUAUCCAAUAUAAUCCUGUAUAGACAUAGCGAAACCUUCAUCUCCUGCAUGCGAACCUGACCUCACCCCCACGAUCCACCUAUAUACCAACCCGUCCUGUCUGCUCAACCACCCCCUUUCGCAGCAUAUAUAAACCAAACACCCCCUCGUCGUCCACGGAGACCAAAACCGGUCACGUUACAUGGCUCCCGCACCGCUACAUGCCCCAUAUAUAGCUGAUUUCAGACAGCGUCUCAUGGAGGUUCAACGGGCCCUCCCGCAUUUACUUGCAUAUAUAUAUAAUCUUUGAUCGCAUCGCAUUAGCCUCGCUAGUAUGUAUAAUAUAUUAAUCUUGAAUGACU
Messenger RNA from Aspergillus steynii IBT 23096, 1976 nucleotides. Its product is annotated as phosphatase PAP2 family protein. Bases 468 to 1658 code for a protein of 396 amino acids. Lineage: Eukaryota; Fungi; Ascomycota; Eurotiomycetes; Eurotiales; Aspergillaceae. Gene Ontology annotation, cellular component: inositol phosphoceramide synthase complex. The transcript is spliced from 4 exons. The record is from RefSeq and is a predicted model, not a curated record. Gene Ontology annotation, biological process: sphingolipid biosynthetic process; inositol phosphoceramide metabolic process. Gene Ontology annotation, molecular function: inositol phosphoceramide synthase activity.